Molecule: messenger RNA, 1038 nt
Organism: Mya arenaria
Lineage: Eukaryota; Metazoa; Mollusca; Bivalvia; Myida; Myidae
Product: heparan sulfate glucosamine 3-O-sulfotransferase 1-like
Exons: 1
Coding region: 1-1038 (345 amino acids)
Molecular function (GO): [heparan sulfate]-glucosamine 3-sulfotransferase activity
Source: RefSeq, a predicted model, not a curated record
AUGCAGAGAUAUGAUGGAAGUACAGAUUCUUUAGGAAGUGCACCCAACAGAGACGUAACUUCGAGACAACAUGUGCCUUCUGAUUCUGUGCAGAUCUAUACAGAGCCCAGUUCUGAAAUUUGUGUUAAACGUUUCCCUAAAGCAAUAAUAGCCGGCGUAAGUAAAUGCGGAACUUUUGCAUUGCUUUAUUUCCUAAGCAAGCACCCAGAAAUUGCUGCACGCGUCAACACAGAGAAAGAGGCCAAUUUCUUUUCGCAAAGCGGAUCAUAUCACGAAAGAUACAAUGAGUUAUUUCAAACAUUUUCUAAAAUCAAUCCAGAAGAAAGAUUAUUAAACAUAACGUCACAGCAGUGGAAUCAUUCUAACGAGAAUGGCAACUUUAAACGGCCAUCGGACCUGGAUCUUUACCGUGAAAUUAUGCCAUGUAGCUAUAGCAACCAGAUCACGAUGGAAAAAUCUCCAUUGUAUUUCUUUUCCAAAUUUGCAGCUGAACGAAUAAAGGCUUUGGACGCAAACAUAAAACUGGUUUUUAUAGUAAAGGAACCGGUGGAGAGAAUACUGUCUCAUAUUGCUAUGUUCAAUGACCGUGGCAUAAUUGAUCCUAAUUUGUCAGUGGAAAAUACUGUAUUCGCAAAAUCAGCGGACAGUAGUAACAAGACCGUCGAUGGAGAUGCUAAGGUCGUUAGGGAUUCAGAUUACCAGUUGCAUAUACGAUCUUGGUUGGAUCAUUUUCGGCGUGAACAAAUACUGUUCAUUGAUGGAGAUGAAAUGGUGCGAUACCCCUUAGGUGAGUUAAAGAAAGUGGAAAAGUUUCUUGAUAUAAAACCAUUCUUUAUUCGAUCGAUGUUUAAAUAUAACGAAUCAAAAGGGAAAUAUUGUUUCGUGAAUGGAAAAGACAGUGAAAGCGAAUGUCUACGGAAAAGUAAAGGAAGAGAACAUCCGAAGAUCAACGCUGAAACGAGAAAACUUCUUCAAGAGUAUUUCGCUCCAAAAAAUGAACAAUUUUUCCGUUUAGUGAACAAAACAUUUGACUGGUGA